AUGGAAAACGAAGAAAGGUCACAACCAGAAGCUCGGUACCAAAGAGAGCUUAAAGGAGUUUGGAAUGAUGUGGCGCACCUGACCAAUUUGCUCGAGCAAAUGUUGAGAGCCAAAGAUGGAGAGGAAACAUCUACUCAACCUGAUGAAGCACAACCAGCAGCUCAAAUCCCUAUCGAUAGCCUGACAGGAUCGACCCUCAAUUGGACCAGUCUGAUUACCAUGGAUAAAGGAACUCAAGAGUCUGUGAGGGCUUAUGCUCAAAGGUGGCGAGACCAAGCUAUCAAUGUACAACCUCCACUAAUAGAGACGGAGAUACAAGGAAUCCAAAGUGGGAGAAUUGCGGAACCUAUAGAGAAGAGGGGUUUUGUUGGGAAGAAGAAGGAAAUUGAAGUGAAUAACCUAGAAGAUAGUUACAAAGGGAGAAGCAAAAGCUACCAAACACCUACCACCCAAGUCACCAGUAUCAACUUUGCCAAACCCUCCAUCCCAAACCAACCUAAUCAAACAAAAUUCCCAGCAAAUAACCAAAGCAAUUACCAAAGAAAAGACAACCAACCAUCGGAAGAGCAAUUACCACCUUUACCAAUAACCUUAAAAGAGUUGUAUGUCAAGCUGUUGAGUAUUGGGCAGAUAGCUCCCCUACCAGUACCACUUAUGCAACCACCUUUCCCUUCCUGGUACAACCCCGAGGUGACUUGUGAAUACCAUGCUGGUCACGCGGGUCAUAGCAUUGCGGCUUGCUUUGCUUUUAAAAAGAAGGUGUUGCAGCUGAUCAAAGUUGGAUGGGUCACUUUCGAGGAUUCGCCUAAUGUGAAUUCAAACCCUUUACCCAAACAUUUCGCUGGUAGUGGUGGAGUGAAUACCAUGGAGAUUGGUAGCAAAGAGAGGAAAGGGCAUCACAUUGAUGAAAGCAUUGAAUUUCAUCAAAAGGUUGCAAGAAUGCUAACUCUAGGAGAGCUAAGGAUUGAGGCCGUAAGCGACAAUGAAGAGAUAGAGAUGAUAGAGAAUCGGGGGAAAUGUAGAAUCCAAUCAACAACUAAUGGGCUCUCGAAAUUGGUAUUAACUAAGCCCUCAAUAGAAAACAAAGCAGACUAUGGAGCGAUGCCUGGAGAUUAUGGUUAUACCUCAAAUAUCAAAACUCCCUUGUCGUUGUUUCAAACUGAGAUAAGUGGACUAACUUGGAGUGGUUGUUGUUUCACACUUGAAGAACUAGAGAAGCAAAGAAAGGCUAAGGGCAAGGAGGUGUUAGACUUCGAUAAAGAGCUUGAGGUAAAUAAACUUGUGACUGAGAAAGAAACAAAUGAGUUCCUGAAAUUGAUGAAGCAUAGUGAGUACUGUAUAGUGGAUCAGUUGAAAAAAACCCCUGCCAAGAUCUCCAUCAUGUCAUUAAUACUCAGCUUCGAGCCGCAUCGCAAUGCUUUGCAAAAAGUACUGAAUGAGGCCUACAUACCCCAAGAUAUUGAACAAAGGACUAUGGAGCAUCUAGUAGGGAGGAUCCAUGCUGCCAAUUACUUAUAUUUCACGAAAGAUGAACUUGACGCUGAAGGAACGGGACAUAACAAGCCCUUGUAUGUCACGGUCCAAUGCAAAGAUUGUCUCAUCAGUAAAGUUCUCAUUGAUAACGGCUCAACCCUUAAUGUGUUACCAAGGCAUAUGUUGGAUGAAAUGCCGGUGAUAGGGACAAUUAAGGUCGAACUAGUUGUGGGUCCACAAGUCUUUCUAGUAACCCUUCAAGUAAUGGAUAUCCACCCUUCCUAUAGUAUGUUGUUAGGAAGGCCAUGGAUACAUUCUGCGGGAGUCAUCGCCUCUUCGCUGCAUCAAUGUUUGAAGUACAUUGUCAAUGGUGUUCUGGUUACCGUUAAGGCUGAGGAGACUAUAUCAAUGGUAAGAAAUAUGGCGGUUCCAUUCAUUGAGGCUGAAGAUUAUAGGGAUGGAAACCUUCAUGCAUUUGAGGUUGUGAAUACCGAGUGGGUGCCCGAGAACAUUAGGUUUGGGCUUGGAUAUAAGCCUAAGAAGGAGGAUUACAAACGAGCUGCUGGUGCAAGAAGGGAGAAAAGAAUGGCUAGGAUUGAAGGAAGGAAGUCUGAAGAAGAAAGCUUAGCCAUCCCUCCAAUUAGGAUUUCAUUUCCAAAGGCUGUAUAUGUGAUGCAACUUGAUAAGGGACAUGGAAACCUUCUUCAGAAGCUUUCUUUAAUAAACAUAAACACUCUAGAGGAAGAACAAGUCGAGGACUUUGUUGAGAAGAUUGAAUCUGGAAGAAAGGAUGAAGAGCUGUCACAAUUAACCUUCUACACUCUGGAAGAAGUUACCGCCAGGACUUUUGUUCGAAAGCUAGCCGAAAGAGAGAAGUUCCAGAAUUAG
Molecule: messenger RNA, 2361 nt
Organism: Populus nigra (black poplar)
Lineage: Eukaryota; Viridiplantae; Streptophyta; Magnoliopsida; Malpighiales; Salicaceae
Exons: 7
Coding region: 1-2361 (786 amino acids)
Source: RefSeq, a predicted model, not a curated record